CUCGACGAUUACUUUCUAUUGGCAUUGAUUUCAAAGCAAUUCACGGUGGGUACCUUCGUAUACGGGUCUCCACCGUCAAUAUUUAUAGUCGACCAUCCGGCACUUGACGAAGAGACAGAAAAUCAGAAAGGGGCAACAGGGCUUGUGUUGAAUCUAGUUGUUUAUAUAUUUCCUUCACCAUGGCAUCCUAUUUGAUCACAGGUGCUUCGCGUGGCAUUGGUCUCGCCAUGGCUCGUACACUGGCUUCCAAACCCGCCAACGAAGUCUCUGUCAUCUUUGCCGCGGCACGCACCCAAACCGAUGAUCUAAACCGACUAGUUGCGCAGUCUUUUGGACGCAUCCAUCCUGUUCCUAUGGAUGUUGAAAGCAAAAAUAGUAUACAGACGGCAGUUGCGACCGUUGAACACGCGUUGUCGGGGAAGGGCCUCGACGUCCUAAUCAACAAUGCGGGGAUAAUGCCCUCUACCCGGGGUGGUAUUGAAAAUAUGGAUAACCUGGACACCGUCUUCCAUACCAACGUUAGCAGUGCCCAUAUGGUGACAAGUGCCUUCUUACCACUCCUCAAGAACGGAAACCAGAAGAAAGUGAUCAACAUAUCAACAACACUUGGCUCGAUCACGAUGGCACCCCGAUUCGCACUGUUUCCAGUGCCAGCUUACAAAGUUAGCAAAGCGGCACUCAAUAUGCUUACUGUGCAAUAUGCGCAGUCUUUUGCGGAUCAAGGCUUCACAUUUCUUGCAAUCUCACCAGGUUGGGUGAAGACAGACCUUGGGGGUGACAGGGCGGAUAUAACAGCCGAACAGAGUGUGCAAGGUCUAUUGGAUAUUAUACUUCCGGCAACACAAGCAGAUAACGGGAAGUUCUUCAAUAUUCGCGUUCCAGGAUGGGAGAAGGCAGAGGGUUUAAACCAAUAUGAUGGGGCAGAGGUGCCGUGGUAAGCCAUGAGGAAGUUCCCUGCCUACAGGCAGUAAUGUUGUUCUCCUCAGUUCAUAUAUAUUGCUGGUUGGUACGCUUCCGGUCGCGUGGAAGUAUUUUCUGUUUCGGAGAAGCACAGUGUCAAUAGCAUCAUAUAAUGGCAUGGCGUUACAUAACGCCUCCAUAUGAUAUCAUCGUUACUACUUGAGCACAACAAGACCAGUUUAGAUU
Molecule: messenger RNA, 1146 nt
Organism: Aspergillus welwitschiae
Lineage: Eukaryota; Fungi; Ascomycota; Eurotiomycetes; Eurotiales; Aspergillaceae
Product: SDR family oxidoreductase
Exons: 4
Coding region: 180-938 (252 amino acids)
Source: RefSeq, a predicted model, not a curated record